Molecule: messenger RNA, 883 nt
Organism: Cantharellus anzutake
Lineage: Eukaryota; Fungi; Basidiomycota; Agaricomycetes; Cantharellales; Hydnaceae
Product: uracil-DNA glycosylase-like protein
Exons: 9
Biological process (GO): base-excision repair, AP site formation
Molecular function (GO): mismatch base pair DNA N-glycosylase activity
Source: RefSeq, a predicted model, not a curated record
GGAAACCCGGUUUUAGCCCUCUACCAUCUUCGUUUCCACUCCACUUUGUUGCCACCAGUUACCGUCUGUGUUGCAUAUGGAGAUCUCUGGAGAUAUUGAUCAAGAGAGUUCAUCUCGUUCCCUUCCGGCACCAGACGUGCCAACAAUGAAGUCCCGUUAUUUCACUCGCUCAGAGUCGCUGAAGGCCAUUGUCGGGGCUGAAGUGUCAGGGAACAGUGACAAUGGCUCAGGAGGAAACCCCCUUUCUAAGCGAACACUACGGGAGGCGAAAAGGCGGCGCAUAAGCCCGACAAACAGGCCUGGAGCGGAGAGACAGGAAGUAUUGCACCCAGUUCCUGAUAUUAUAGUGAAGGAGCUCGACAUCCUUUUUUGCGGGAUAAACCCUGGUGAAACAUCGUCUAGGAAAGGGCACCACUUCUCGCACCCAUCGAAUCGGUUUUGGCCAUCGUUGUAUGCCGGGGGUCUGACCCCUGUAAGAAUGAUUGCUGCCCAAGAUACAGAAAUGCCAUUGCUUGAUCCUUCUAUGGGUUUGACAAACCUUUGUGACCGGCCAUCGAAAGAGGAAAAAGAUCUGGAACAAGACGAGCACAAAACUGGAGCCGCUGUGCUUAUACACAAGAUACACGAGUGGCGGCCCAGGAUUGUGGCCUUUGCUGGAUUUGGGAUUUGGGACAAGUUCAUCGGCGCAGUAGACCCCGCGAGACCUCGGGACAAGAAACUGAGACUGGCACACGAUCCAUAUCUGGUUCUCCCAUACAAAAUCGUCCAUCGAGCAGAAAGGGAUGCUAAAUCGGAGCCACCACGGCGAGAUCCAUCCAUCAAAACUGAGCAAGAAGACGAACCUGUGAUGACCGUGCUCCCAAAUAAGCCUCCAGUGACCGAG